CGGAAUCGGAAGUCGGAAGUUGUAACAUUUCAAGAUGGUUGACGAAGCGACGAAGAAAACUCUUGCGAAAAUUCCAUUACUCAAAACAAAAGCUGGUCCUCGAGAUGGGGAGCUAUGGAUCCCCAGAUUGAAAGAAGAAUAUCAAGCAUUGAUUCAAUAUGUGCAAAACAACAAAGAGAGCGACAAUGAUUGGUUCCGCCUGGAGUCCAACAAGGAAGGGACUCGUUGGUUCGGCAAGUGCUGGUACAUACACGAGCUGCUCAAGUAUGAAUUCGACGUCGAGUUUGAUAUUCCAGUGACGUACCCGACGACAGCGCCAGAGAUCGCUCUGCCAGAACUGGACGGGAAGACGGCCAAGAUGUACAGGGGCGGGAAAAUCUGCCUGACCGAUCACUUCAAGCCUCUGUGGGCCAGAAAUGUGCCCAGAUUUGGCAUAGCCCACGCCAUGGCUCUCGGGCUGGGCCCGUGGCUAGCAGUGGAAAUCCCCGACCUGAUCCAGCGGGGCGUGGUCACUCACAAGGAAGCAGACGCAAAGUCAGCGGACAGCUGAUACAGACCCACCACCUAGUGCAAUUUCUUUUGUUGAUUUUUGUAAAUUUGCAAUGACGUCGUGAAUGUGUUUGGGAAAUGUCUGUUCUUUUUCUGUGGGCAGUUCAUCUUGUUGUGAUACCAGUUAAGCUUGAUUGAUUCAAGAAACCUGUACCGUACCGGUACUCCGUUUUUUUGAAAGAAAUGAAAAGAAAAAAAAUGAAUACACUAUUUUUUCCUUCUA
Aplysia californica (California sea hare) is the source of this 772-nucleotide messenger RNA. RefSeq names its product ubiquitin-fold modifier-conjugating enzyme 1. The record is from RefSeq and is a predicted model, not a curated record. Lineage: Eukaryota; Metazoa; Mollusca; Gastropoda; Aplysiida; Aplysiidae. Gene Ontology annotation, cellular component: cytoplasm. Bases 35 to 550 code for a protein of 171 amino acids. Gene Ontology annotation, biological process: protein K69-linked ufmylation. The transcript is spliced from 5 exons. Gene Ontology annotation, molecular function: UFM1 conjugating enzyme activity.